GCCACACUUACAGAAAAAAGCGGGAAGCAUUUCAACCAAAGCGAAGCGUUAGCAAAUUAAACAAACAAAAAACUGAUUAUAAAUUUGUGCCGUCUGACUUUGACUCCACUAUGCGACCACCCGCAAAAAACAGCGGCGCUCGGCGUGCCGGCCAAAGUUCAAAGGCAACAUUGGUGGACUCGAACACGGCUGAUGACAGCUCCGCAUUUGAAUCGCCAGUCGAGGAAGAUGGAACCGACUACGGCUUGGAGUUUACCACGAGCCGUCUAAAUCUGACAGAUGGGAGCAAUCGGCGCACCUCGACGCAGCGCAAAAACACAUCUGCCCGUCGGACUCGACAGAAUCAGGAAUCAGAUUCUUCUGACGAGGAGAAUCGCAACCCAGAGCCAGAAAACCGUCGCGCACCAGGACAAGGACAAGGACCAGCACUGCUGGCACACAACACCUCAAAUCGCAAUCUCCGCUCGGCAAAUCCCCCACAGCCACAGCAGGCUAGAGCCACUGGAGCGCCGCGUCGAAAAAUGACGAGACCCGUGAGCCGUGCCGCCCAAAUGAAUCAAGAGAUAAAGCGUCUGCAGGCGCUGCCCACAUUGCUGUUACCCCGCAUGCCGUUUUCUCGCUUGGUGCGUGAAUUGAUGUCCCGGCUCACUGGCACAUCAUUUUCGUUUAGGAUAACCACCAGCGCCCUGGAGGCAUUGCAAACGUCGUCGGAAAUCUAUGUAACCCAACGCUUACAAGACGCCUAUCUGCUCACACUGCAUCGCCAACGAGUGACGCUGGAGGUGCGCGAUAUGGCGCUUAUGGCAUGGCUCUGCAAUCCCUCCCGCUAAAUAUAUUUACUUGCUAAACGUAGGUUGUUGUUUAAGGAUAGUUUAAGUCGUUUAAGUUUAUAUACAUAUAAGAAGUGAAUAAUAAUCCUUUAUUAGUUUUCUGUUAAAUAAAUGAAAGUUUCUUGUUUUA
Messenger RNA from Drosophila subobscura, 960 nucleotides. RefSeq names its product histone H3-like centromeric protein cid. The transcript has a single exon. NCBI's taxonomy places the organism in Eukaryota, Metazoa, Arthropoda, Insecta, Diptera, Drosophilidae. Gene Ontology annotation, molecular function: structural constituent of chromatin; DNA binding; protein heterodimerization activity. Bases 111 to 830 code for a protein of 239 amino acids. Gene Ontology annotation, cellular component: nucleosome. The record is from RefSeq and is a predicted model, not a curated record.